AUGAAACGUCAACGAUUGGAUGGUCGUGUAAAUGAUGGUGAUGGCUAUAUUCCAUAUGUGGAAAAGCUUUACAGGAAAACACACGAAAAUUAUAAAGAAGCUGGAGGGUUUAUGGAUGAUGACGACGAAUACGCCAGUGUGCGGGAGCGUAUAGCGGAAGCACGUCAAAAACGUAUAGACGAAGCAGCAGCUAAUUCAAGUUCCAUAGUACCACCAGAUAACUGUAUCAACUGUAAAAAUCCGUUGUGUAAUUCAUAUUUAUGGGAAAAGUUUAAUUAUCCUGUUUGUAACACAUGCAGAAACGAUAAAGGUGAUCACAAAUUGAUUUCGCGAACAGAGGCCAAAAAUCAAUAUCUAUUAAAAGAUUGUGAUCUUGAUUUGCGCAAACCAAUCUUGAGGUUUAUUUCGAAAAAGAAUCCGCAUAAUCCUCGUUAUGGCGAUAUGAAGCUAUAUCUUAAAGCACAAUUGGAGCAGCGUUGUUUGGAAGUGUAUGGAUCAAAAGAGGAAUUUGAAAAGGCGAGGGAUGCACGUGUCACACAAAAGGAAACACGAUUGGAAAAGCGCUUCGAGAAAAAAAUCAAAGAAAUGAGGCAGCAAGUACAUGGGUCGAAAAAUUUUAAAUCUGACUAUGGCAAAUCUCAUGAUCAUGUUUACAGUGAUGAAUCAUAUGAUUCGAUAAAGGAUGAAUAUUGGAAAAUAUGCAAAAUAUGUAAAUAUAAAUUGACGUACGAGAAGAUGUAA
Molecule: messenger RNA, 741 nt
Organism: Cercopithifilaria johnstoni
Lineage: Eukaryota; Metazoa; Nematoda; Chromadorea; Rhabditida; Onchocercidae
Source: the annotation of a GenBank genome assembly